This is a messenger RNA of Drosophila erecta, 1575 nucleotides long. RefSeq names its product circumsporozoite protein. The record is from RefSeq and is a predicted model, not a curated record. Lineage: Eukaryota; Metazoa; Arthropoda; Insecta; Diptera; Drosophilidae. The transcript is spliced from 5 exons. Bases 15 to 1496 code for a protein of 493 amino acids.
UUCGUAUAUAAAGGAUGGAAAUUUCGCAAUUAUCUUUAGUUCGAUAUUCAAACAUGAAAAUAAUAGUAGUCAGUCUUUUGUUGGUGAUUUCCUUAGUUGGACAACACCAGACGAGCGCAAAAAGUGUGUCCAAUACCUUGGCCAACCAAAUCGGUCAGGAUGCCUCCACUUUCGGCAAUGAACUAGGCCAAGAGGUCAUUCAAUAUGGCCAAGAAGCCGCUAAAAGCGGCUUGAAGUAUGGAGAAGCAGCCGAAAAUGCCUCCUCCGGUUGGGAACUUGGAAUGGAUGGCAACAUGUUUGGUCACGAAUUGGGAGAUGAGGGCAAUUUGUUAGGACAAGAGGCUGCCAAUAGCGCCAUUAACUUUGGAAAUCAAGUCGCCCAGGAUGCGGAAGCGGCAGCCAAUGCAGAAAUAAAAGCGAAGCAGUCUGCCAAUCAAACCACUAAGAAAUCUGUCAGUAAGCGCGAUGUAUCAAGUGCCAACGAGAAUCCUUCGGUUACCUGUGCCUGCACCUGUUCCACCGAUGGCGCUGCUUCCAAGCUGGGAAAUAAGGUAGCAGAGUCGGCCGGAAAGGCUGCUCAUGAUGUGGCCAACGCUGCUGGAAAUGUGGCCUCGAGUGUAGCUGGAGCUGCUGGCACUAUUGGUCACGAUGCUGCUGGUGCUGCAUCUAGUGUUGCAAGUGCUGCUGGACACAUUUUCCACGACGCCGGCAAGGUUGGUGGUGACAUUGGAAACGCUGCUGGAAAUGCUGCUGGAGAUGUUGCUCAUGCUGCUGGAAAUACGGCCUCGAGUGUCGCUGGAGCUGCUGGACACAUCUUCCACGACGCCGGCAAGGUUGGUGGUGACAUUGGAAGUGCUGCUGGAAAUGCUGCUGGAGAUGUUGCUCAUGCUGCUGGAAAUGUGGCCUCGAGUGUCGCUGGAGCUGCUGGCACUAUUGGUCACGAUGCUGCCGGUGCUGCAUCUAGUGUUGCAAGUGCUGCUGGAAACAUCUUCCACGACGCCGGCAAGGUUGGUGGUGACAUUGGAAACGCUGCUGGAAAUGCUGCUGGAGAUGUUGCUCAUGCUGCUGGAAAUGCGGCCUCGAGUGUAGCUGGAUCUGCUGGACACAUUUACCACGACGCUGGCAAGAUUGGAGGUGAUAUUGGAAAUGCUGCUGGAAAUGUCGCUGGAAGUGCAGCGAAUGCCGCCGGUGAUGUUGCAAAUGCUGCUGGAAAUGUCGCUGGAAGUGCAGCGAAUGCCGCCGGUGAUGUUGCAAAUGCUGCUGGGAAUGUUGCUGGAGAUGUUGCUGGUGCUGCUGGAAGUGUCGCUGGAAGUGCAGCAAAUGCUGCUGGAGAUGUUGCUAAUGCUGCUGGAAAUGUUGCUGGAGAUAUUGCAAAUGCCGCAAGCAAUGUUGCUGGAGAUGUUGCUAAUGCAGCUGGAAAUGUCGCUGGAGAUGUAGCUAACGCUGCUGGAAAUGUUGCACAUGAUGCAAGCCACAUUUUCCACUCCAUUUUUUAAAAUGUUUCUCUAAUCUUCUUCUCAUUUAUCCUAAUAAAUGAACGAGCAUAUAAUGACCCAUGCACUUGUCAUAUUUUAA